AAGCAGAUUAUGAAGCGGACAUCAUCUGUGGUAUAGUCUCAUCUAGCUGGCUCCAUGGCAAAACAAGACCUCUUUAUGUGUUUUUAUAUAUUCUCUGUCGUUUUUCUGCAGCUCUGUUUAUCUGUUGAUGACGAGCCUGCUGUUGUGCAAAAAAGUUUAGGGGGACACACAUCCCAAGAUAUGAUUCAAAACAAUGAAUUAGCUACCCAGAGCCGAAGUACUGAUUUUGAUGAGGAGAGUUCUUUGCUUGCUGUGGAGCACCCUCUUAGAAGAGUGCUGCAGCCGUACAGGUGGCAGCUGGACUCACCACAUAGAACCAAACGGAGGCUACUGCAGACAUCAAACUCUCUGAUGUACUCUCCUCUGAACGUGGUUUACAACGGUAAAACAUGUAUCCUGUUUAGGGCCAGGAAGCUUGCCGUCAGGUUUACGAACAGCACCUUAGUGGAUCUUACAGAGAAGACUUUUGGCCCUGAUGCACAGGUGGACACCAAAGGAUCUACUUGCAGCAAAGACAAAGCUAUGCUUAUACUACGUUUUGGAGAUGUGGAGGAUUUGAGAGGACUUGCCAUAAGACUACAGAUGUCCAACACUUUCUAUGAGUCAGCAGGGCAAAACUGGUUCACUCUGGACAGCGUACACAUCCACUACAACUGGACCCAUGAGGCCACGUUUAAUGCCACAAACGUGUAUGCUCCUAGCACCUACUCCUAUCAUUGUCAACACGUCAGCAGCCUACAGAAGUAUGACACGCUGCUCAUCCCCAGCUCCAUCACUGACAACUCUGCAAACUGGCACAUCACCUUCACAGACUUCCAGAUACAAGCAUUCAACGUGCUGUCCAACAAGUUUGCCUCGGCCAGUGACUGCGCUACGUUCUUCACUCCGGCUAUCCUCAUGGGGCUGAUCACCUCCCUCAUCCUUCUCCUGGUCCUGGCUUACGCUCUGCACAUGGUGGUCCACCUGAAGCACAUUGACACCUAUGAAGAACACAAGUCCACUGUCUACUUCCCCCGAGGCACAGAGACUGCAGAAUGCACCAGCACCACUGGCUCAGCCCUCACUGAGAAAAACAGCUUGUAGGGGUCCAUUACUCAGGAUAAACAACACUAAGAAAAUCGAGUUUCUGCAGUUUUCAUUGCGUGACGGUGCAGGGAUUCAGACUGACAACCCUGAUGGAAGAUUUUCUGACUAACUGAACUUUAAUUAUAAAAUUGAUUUGGAGAAAUAUGGAAUGUAAUUACCGUAAAUGGGGUUACAAGCUUUUGACAAUUCACUGUUAAAGUAUUGUGAAAGUAUCAAUACACCAAACCAGAUCUAACCAAAACAAAUAUUUAUCUCAUCCUAAAUGUUGCCAGUAUUAAUAAUUAAUUCCAAGGUUCUUAAAAUGAAAAUACUAAUCUACAUUCCUUGUCCAUAAUAUCAUUGUAGCCAAGGUGGACUUGCCAGCUACCUACAGGAUUUGAGUCUUCUUGGCUGUUGACUAAUAAAACAGCUUAGAUAGCCUAUGCAAAGUGCUUGUUUAUUCGCAAUGGUGGCCAUGAUAGCUAGCAUGCUAGCUAGAUCUGGCUAGGCUCAGGAGCAGACAAUGGCCUUGUGCCUUCUCACAAUGCUGUUAUGUGUUAAUGCUUACUUAUAAAGCAACCUGCCAUAUUGAAGGGACAGAAAUACAUAUAGUUGUACUUUGGCAUCACUGGGCUCAGGCAGUGACAGAUCCAGUUUCUUGUGGUUCAGCAACAUCUGUAUUUGGACACAGCUUUGGAUGACACUGAUUCUGAAUCACGUUUUGGGCAUUGAAAGUGAAAAUGAAAGUACUAUGUACUCUUGAAAGAAAUUUUACUGAUUAAAGCACAAAAAAUUAUUUCAUAACAUGUCAGUACUAUACAUCCUGACAUGUAUAUUGGAUAAAGUUUCAUUUUAAUAUCCUUACCUUACAUUAUAGGGUAUAAUGGGUAUGCAGUACCGUGUUUAUUUUCCUGUAAAUCAUUAACAAUACUCUUUUGAAUAGUUAGCCGUUUAGAUUCUGACUUUUCAGACCUGCAGUAAAUGAAUUUUCAAGAACUUGUGUUAUUACAAGCUCUUGUAAAAAAUAAAUACUGUAUGUGAAUUUAAAUUUUGUAUAUUUUUUGUUGGUGUUUUUAAUUUCUCUAAUAUAUAUUCUUCUUUCAAGAUGGGCCUUCAAUAGUUUAAAAACUAUUUUGUUAACAUUGGUCUUUAAAAAAACAGCUGCCAGAACCACAUCAACCAUUACGUGUAGCAUGUCCGUGGCUAGAAAAUACAGUACAUUUGCUAACAGUACAGUAGCCCCUUCGAUGGGUAGGGAUGUGCAAUUUUUAUAGGAACCUAUUGUUAUGUACUUUUCAUUUAUGUAUAAGCUAUGUGUUUGGAAAAUGAACCCAAGUCUAAAAUGUGUCCAUUGCAAUUUAUGGAAAUGGAACAGUAAAUGUCUUAACCCUAGUUAAUGCAAUAACCUUAUCCAUUUGUAAUAAAUGCAAUGUAGUAUUGCAGGAAUUAUGUACAUAUGUAACUAUUUUGGAAAAUGUGAUAACAUUCAAUAUAACCUGAUGCUAUUGGUCCUAGAUGACUCGUAAUGUAGUUUAGGGCCAACAUAUGUGCCGUUUACCUACCACUGGAAAACGGCUGCUGGGAGCAGUUGUGAGGAUAGUCAUAUUUAAAUAGAGUGGCUGUUUGCUACAGUGUUGGCAUCGGGGAUGGUGGGUGGUCAUUUCUUCAAAAUAAUUUUUUGGGGCAAUUGUGUUUUGUUACCUUACCCUUAACCUUCAUCCUAACCCUAACCUCAGUACUGUGAUGCCUAAACUUAACAGUAACCUAAUCCUAACCAUAGUCCUAACCCUAACCUCAGUACUGUGAUGCCUAACCUUAACAGUAACCUAAUCCUAACCAUAGUCCUAACCCCUAACAUCAGUACUGUGAUGCCUAACCUUAACAGUAACCUAAUCAUAACCAUAUUCCUUACCCUAACGUCAGUACUGUCAUGCAUAACCUCAAGUUAACAUUAAACCUACAUGUUAUUUGUAAAAAGUCAUUUUUCAUUUUAUAUUGAUUACAUUAAGGACCAACAUUAUAGUGAAAUGUUAAGGAGCAAUGUAAUAGAGAGUCAUUAAGAAUCAAUAGCACUGGGGAUGUGUUGAUAGUGAACAAAAUUGCAAUGCUUUAUGUUCAUACUUAAUAUAAUUGGGGUUUACAAAAUAGAUCCAUAUGAACGUAAUUCCUGAGAGGUACGGCUGAUAACUAUGACACUUUUUAUAUAAUAAAACUGUUAAUGUUAUACAUUUCUGGUUAAUGUAAUAAAUCUUGAACUGUUAA
Esox lucius (northern pike) is the source of this 3327-nucleotide messenger RNA. RefSeq names its product ATPase H+ transporting accessory protein 1 like a (gene atp6ap1la). Gene Ontology annotation, cellular component: proton-transporting V-type ATPase complex. The record is from RefSeq and is a predicted model, not a curated record. The coding region runs from base 55 to 1083 and encodes 342 amino acids. The transcript has 7 exons. NCBI's taxonomy places the organism in Eukaryota, Metazoa, Chordata, Actinopteri, Esociformes, Esocidae.